AAGCGGCCCCGAGCCAGGGAAGACAAUGCCGGGGGUGCCAUCAUGUUCCAAGAGCACGGCUUUGCUCCCAAGGGUGUCAAAGAGAUCGUCCCGCAGAAAUGUAUCGUCCAGGAUGGCGCUUCCGUUCAGGGGGAGCUCCCGGACCGGGGGGCGUGGAACGAGGUGCUCGUCAAGGGGAAAGUUGGGACCAAGCGUGUCUUGACGGGACAGAGCUCCGGCUCGAGAAAGUUGCCGCACACUGAGGUUGAGGCGCAGAAGAUCCUCGUCCAGGCCGGCCUCUCCGAUGAUGCCUCCACGGCCGGCGAUCCAGAGCUUGCGCACAUCACCAACGGGGACGAGGCUAUCAAGUUCUUUGCGGAGCGGGAGGAGUCCAAGCCGGCUAAGUUCCUCUACUGCAACCGUGUCGAGUCUGGCAAGGUUUUCCGGCCAUACGACCUGGAUGUUGUUCCGCGGAACAAGGUUGGCAAGGCCGAGUAUUUUACCAUCUCCACGUACGGGAUGAUCCACAUCGAGAUCACGCCAGGUUUGACGAUUCCACAAACACAAGGUGGUCAGAAAGAGUGCACGUUUAUUGCUCACGAGGAAUGGCUUCGCGAGAAGUCUAUUUUCUCGUCACUCUGCAGGAUUAAGUUCUUCGGAAAGUAUCUGAUCUACAAGUCUUUCACGAUCUGGCGCAAGCACAUCGGCCAGAGCAACUUCGCGCGGAUAAGAAACUCCCUCAUGUCCAGGAUAUUUGUGGCCAAGCCUGGCUUCCUGGCGGCUAUGGUGCAGAUUUACGGAUACGUUUACGAGCUCACCGGGUUGGCUAUGCUGCACCUUAUUCCAAACCACCUGCAUACCGUAGAAGAGUUUCUCGAUCUCCAGUUUCAACAGAGGAUCCACAAGUCGAUGCCGUCUGUGGAGAACAUCUCAGAAAGGAUUCAGCAGGUACUUGGCAAGCUUUGCCAAGAGGUUAAGAAGCAGGCACAAAUAUUUCGGGAAAGUGUUCGGGACGAGGCCGAGCUAGAUGAUGUAGUGGGGGUUAAUUUGCAUCAAUCCCGUGCCAAUAAAGCUCAGAGCAUGGUGAGCAUCAAACACGAAAAGAUUGAGAGGGCUAAGACAUAUCGUCGUGUUAUAGCUGAAGAGAAACUUCUUGGCAACUUUAUCCGUCUCAUUGAUUACAUGCUAGUUGAAGGCCUCAUUGCUCGUACUAUCAACACAACUGACGAAUUGCUGGCUCUUUUAGAAGCAACGAGAGCAACCAACACGGAGAAGGCAUCCAAGGGAGUGUUCCUGAGCACUGUGUCGUUCGCGGAGUCCAUGAUGACCUUCAACCCCGACGAGGCAAACAUUUUAAGCGUCCUCAACACUGUCAUUGAGGGCGUAAUUCAGAUCGUUCAACAAGCACCUCGGAUAUUGUACAUGAGAGUCUUUUCGUCCUUUUUUGAAGUCAAGUACCAGGGACUGAAUCCUGUCGGCCUUAUCAGAGAGACUAAACGGUUCUGUUCGCUGCGGAGUAGAAUAGACCAGGUCGUUAAAAACGACUUCCAAGAGGCUAGAAGGUACGCACAAAUGUUCGAGGAGUAUCGAGAUCUGCAUCUGUUUGGGCAAUGCUGGGAUCCAGAGGCUUAUGCAUCGGAGAAACGGACAGUUCGUCAAUUUAGAGACGAAUUGGCUCAACAGAGGGAGUGGAGAAUUGAGCUGGAGCGAAUGCGUAUCGGAUGUGUGAUUGGAGUACUUCAUAUAGACUCUAAGUCUCUGAGAAACUCGCUUUUACCCGUGACCACACGAACGCUGGACGCCAUCAAGGGUCUCCUGCUUAUUGCAGCAAGGGAAGAGACUAUUAAAGUCUUAGCUCAUUUUCAGGAGAAAGUGAAAGCCCUUGAAGUUCGGCCCGACGAGCUGGAUGGUUUUGUGGCUUUUAUCAGGGUGUUCGAUGCAACAAUGGAAAAGAAAAAAGCAUCGCUUGCUGAAGCAACCAUUGUUGACGAAAUGUACUCUCUUUUGGCGGGUUAUGAAGUCAAAGUCCCAACAGAUGACCAGAUCAAGCUAGACGAUCUACACGAGAUAGUCCAGAAGUAUGGUGACUCGAUCGAGGCAGCCACCAUCUAUAUUGAAGAAAAUAGGACGGACAUGAUGGCCGACCUUGAUUCAAAGGCAAAUUCACUCAACGAGGAGCUGGUUGCGAUUUUAGGCAUGCUUCACCAGGAGAGGUUUUUGAGAUCAGAGUCCGAUCCAUUUGAGAUUGUGACGGAGAUGGAACAAAUAUGGGACAGAAUGGUGGAAAUACGUGAUACACUGGAGAUUUAUAAAGAUUAUCAGAAGCUCUUCCAGAUGGACAUGGAAGACAUGAGCAACUUCCUCAUGACGGAGAAAGAAUACAACUUGAGAUAUGGAGUGUGGAAGGCCCUCCGCGACUGGCUAGUGAUGGUUAAGCAAUGGCGGGAGGGUCCGGUGGCAAGCUUAAAAGCACCAGAAGUCCAGGGAAAAACAGAUGAAUACGCGAAAGAGGCAUACAAGAUGGGAAAAGCAAACAAAGAGGAUACGGUGGUUUUCAGGCUGAAGGAUGCGAUUGACGAUUUUAAGCAGUUGCUACCCUUGAUAGAGGAGCUGGCAAAUCCCGCUUUGAAAGAUCGCCAUUGGACUCAAAUCUUCAAACAAGUUGGGCAGGAGUACAAGGACGGACUUGUUUUCUCGAUAAACGACAUGCUUGACUACAAAAUCAUGGAUAAAAUCGAAGAGGUUCGUGUCAUUGGAGGGGUUGCAAGCAAAGAGUUUUCGUUCCAGAGAACAUUGGACAAGAUGGAAAAAGAUUGGGAAGGUGUCGAGUUUAUUGUUCUUCCAUACAAGGACUCUGGAACUUUUAUCCUUGGAGGACUUGAUGACAUACAAACUAUUCUGGAUGAUCAACUCGUGAAGAUUAUGUCCAUGUGUGCUUCUCCGUUCAUUAAGAUUUUUGAAGGCAGGGCUGUAAGGUGGAAGACGCUUAUGAUUAACAUGCAGGACCUUCUUGAUAACUGGGUAGAGUGUCAAGCAACUUGGCAGUAUCUUGGGCCUAUCUUUGGGUCCAAGGAUAUCAUGAGGCAGAUGCCCGAAGAAGGAGAAAAAUUUCAGACGGUAGAUGCAACCUGGCGAGAUGUUAUGAAGAGAACGGUUGCCACUCCAGGCUGCAUUGAAACUGCAGUUGAUGUGGAACGAUUGGAGAAACUGAAAGAAGCAAACAGGCUGCUCGAGAUUAUCAAUAAGGGACUGGCGUCAUAUCUCGAGGUAAAACGGGUGGCAUUCCCCCGCUUCUUCUUUCUUUCAAACGACGAAAUGCUUGAGAUUCUCUCCGAGACUAAGGAUCCACUUCGAGUGCAACCACAUCUUAAAAAGUGUUUCGAAGGGAUUGACACACUUCGAUUUGAGCACAAUAUGGAUGUCACGGGAAUGAUUUCUGCAGAGGGUGAAGUAGUUCCUCUUGUCGAAAAGUUCAAUCCUAAGGCUGCGCAAGGGGCCGUAGAGAAAUGGUUGUUACAGGUCGAGGAAGGAAUGCUACAGUCCCUUCAGGAACAAUGCUCAAGCUCAGUUAUCGCAUACGCGGAAACGGUAAGGGAAAAAUGGGUUCUUGAGUGGCCCGGACAGAUAGUUCUUGUGGUUAGUGCCAUCUAUUGGACAACAAUGGUUACCGAGAGCAUUCUAGCAGGAGGCAAUGCUGUGAGAGAAUGUGAAAAGGCUUGCACAGAGCAGCUUGGUCGAAUCGUUAACCUGGUCAGAGGAAAUUUAACAAGGCUCAACCGUGCAACGCUCAGCGCGCUCGUGGUGAUGGACGUUCAUGCUCGAGAUGUCGUCACCAUUCUAGCCAACGCAAAGGUCGAGAAGGAGACGGACUUUUUGUGGCAAAGCCAGCUGAGGAUAUACUGGGAAAAGGACACUUGCUUCGUGCGGAUGAUGAACGCUGGUGUGGAGUAUGGCUACGAGUAUCUGGGAAACUCCAGCCGGCUAGUUAUCACUCCUCUAACCGACCGGUGCUACCGGACUUUAAUGGGCGCGAUACAUCUGAAUAUGGGUGGGGCUCCAGAAGGUCCUGCAGGAACCGGAAAGACAGAGACAACAAAGGAUUUGGCAAAGGCACUUGCAAGGCAAUGCGUGGUGUUCAAUUGCAGUGACAGUUUGGACUACCUGGCCAUGGCUAAGUUUUUCAAAGGUCUUGCUGCUGCCGGUGCAUGGGCUUGUUUUGACGAGUUCAAUCGUAUUGAUUUGGAAGUCUUGUCCGUCGUCGCGCAACAGGUUCUCGAAGUUCAACUUGCCGUGCAGAACAAAGUGAAAACUUUUGUAUUCGAGGGAACUGAGCUUACUCUGAAGCCUACCUGUAAUGUGUUCAUCACAAUGAAUCCUGGAUAUGCUGGUAGAAGCGAGCUGCCGGAUAAUCUCAAGGCCCUUUUCCGGACGGUGGCGAUGAUGGUUCCUGAUUACGCUAUGAUAAGCGAGAUUAUGCUCUACAGUAGCGGCUAUUUGCUAGCAAGGGAUUGUGCCAGAAAAAUUGUCGCGACGUAUCGACUUUGCAGCGAGCAGUUGUCGAGUCAGGACCAUUAUGACUACGGUAUGAGAGCAGUGAUGGCGGUGCUUCGCGCUGCUUCGAACCUGAAGCAACGUUACCCUGAUGAAGAAGAGUUUAUACUGAUGCUCCGAUCUAUCAUCGACGUGAACUUGUGCAAAUUCCUUUCCCAGGACGUUCCGUUGUUCAACGGUAUUGUCUCGGAUUUGUUUCCAGGGGUAGUGCUACCAGAGCCCGACUACACGAACCUGGACAAAGUCAUUAGAGAUAACUGCAAAAAGUUUAAUCUCCAACCAACACCGUAUUUCAAAAUCAAGAUCAUCCAGCUCUAUGAAAUGAUCAUUGUUCGUCACGGACUCAUGCUCGUCGGUUUGUCGUUCUCGGGGAAGACUUGCGCUUUGCGAGUGCUCCAGGCCGCUCUAACAGAUCUGGCAGAGCAGGGACUUGAUAACGAGAGGAGAGUUCAGAUUGCGACGGUGAAUCCCAAGUCCGUCACCAUGGGACAGCUUUACGGUCAAGCAGAUCCCAUGACUCAGGAAUGGCUGGACGGAGUGUUGGCAGUGCGCUUCCGGGAGCAGGCGUCAGAUCCUUCAAACGACCGAAAGUGGCUCGUCCUUGACGGUCCAGUGGAUGCUAUUUGGAUCGAGAACAUGAACACUGUGCUGGACGACAACAAAAAGCUGUGCCUUCCAAACAGCGAGAUUAUCCAAAUGUCGUCGUCUAUGAACAUGAUAUUUGAGGUUGGCGACCUCGCAGUCGCGUCUCCGGCAACUGUAAGCAGAUGUGGAAUGGUUUAUCUUGAACCCCAUCAAAUGGGAUGGCAACCUCUGAUGCUGUCAUGGCUGGACACUCUCCCUGCAUCGCUUCAAGGUCCUCUAAGGACUCAUCUGCAAGGCCUCUUCGAAUGGAUGGUGACGGCUUGCUUGAGAUUCGUCCGGAAGAGCGUCAAAGAGCUAUCGCCUACAUCCGACGCAAAUAUCGUGGUCAGCUUGAUGAGAAACUUCUACGGGCUUAUUGACGAGCUCAAACCUGAAGAAGCGGGCAAGGCAUUUGGCAAGGAGAAGCUUGGAAUAUGGGUGGACUCGAUAUUUCUCUUCUCCCUGGUGUGGUCUAUUGGUGCCACCGGUGAUAACGAGGCACGCCAAGGAUUUGAUGCUUUUCUGAGGCAUCUGGCUGCCGGUGAAGUUCCUGAAGGAUACGAGCUGUGGGUGCCAUCAACACACGUUGAUCUCUUUACGAAGAUCAUGCCCGAUGACGAUGGUGCUACGGUCUAUGACUUUCUAUUCGACAAAGAAAAUGCGGCCUGGCUCCUCUGGACUGCUACCAUUGUCCCGUUGGAGAUUCCCCAAGGCGCCAUCUUCAGCGAAAUCAUCAUCCCAACGAAGGACAUGGUGAGAUAUACGUUCCUGUUGGACAAAGGUAUACAGGCCAAUUAUCCUGUGCUACUGGUCGGCUCAACUGGAACGGGAAAGUCCGUUUACAUCAAUCGCCACCUCUCUCUGGGCCUGCCGAAAGAGUUCUUUACAACCAUCUUCGUCUGUUUCUCGGCUCGUACCUCAGCAAACAUGACACAAAAUCAGAUCGAUGGCCAACUCGACAGAAGAAAGAGAGGCAUUUACGGCCCUGUUCUUGGAAAGCGGUGCAUUAUCUUUGUGGACGACCUCAACAUGCCACAGCCCGAAGUCUAUGGUGCACAACCGCCUAUUGAGCUCUUGAGGCAGUAUAUGGACCAUGACGGAUGGUAUGGGCGUGACAAUGUGUUCAAAAAGAUUGUGGACGUGUUGUUUGUUGCCGGCAUGGGUCCACCGGGGGGAGGAAGAAACUUUGUUACUCAAAGGUUUUUGCGUCAUUUCAAUGUCGUCGGCGUCGCUCAGGUGGCGGAGGACUCCUUGCGUCUUAUAUUCAACACUAUUCUCAAUUGGCAUCUCACUAUAAACAACGAGUUUCCUAAAGAUGUCAUCUACCUGCAACCUGCGGUGAUCAACGCUACGAUGGAUGUCUUCAACGAGUCGAAAGCACAGUUACUGCCAACGCCGACGAAAUCCCACUACACGUUCAACCUCCGAGAUUAUGCCAAAGUCAUACAGGGAAUGAUGUUGCAAGAUUCCUCAAAAGUCCCGGUUGGCCGAGAAGGUGCAAGGCAGCACGUACGGUUGUGGGUACACGAGGUCUUACGUGUUUUUUAUGAUCGCCUGGUUGAUGAUCAAGACCGAGACUGGCUACUCAAGUACUUAAAAGAGCUCGUACAGACUCGGUUUAAACAACAAUUCGACGAGCUCUUUGGUCAUCUUCUUGGCGAAAACGAGCUUGAAAUUGGACAAAACGAGAUGCGAAGGUGCUUUUUUGGAGUCUAUAUGAACGAAGACGUUGAGUCAAGAGUAUACGAGGAGAUAACAGACGUGCCCGAGAUCAUAAGUUUGAUGGAAAACUAUCUCACGGAUUACAAUGGCGUCAGCAAACGCCCAAUGAACCUCGCAAUUUUCUUGUUUGCCGUGGAACAUGUCUCCAGGAUAUGUAGAGUUUUAAGGCAACCUGGGGGUCACAUGCUGCUGGUUGGUGUUGGUGGUAGCGGCAGGCAAAGCUUGACAAGGCUCGGUGCUUCUGUGUCUGCUAUGGAGGUCUUUCAGGUGGAAAUUAGUAAAAGCUAUACAAAAGUCGAAUGGCGAGAAGACUUGAUAAGCUUUCUGAAGAAGGCAGGAGCAGCUCCUGGCCUGCCAAGCGUUUUUCUCUUCAGUGAUACCCAAAUUACAGAUGAGGGAUUUGUUGAAGACUUGAAUAAUCUUCUGAAUUCCGGAGAGGUCCCGAACAUGUUUCCCAGCGAUGAAAAAGCCCAGGUACUUGAAGCGACAAAGGAAAAGGCGGCCAAGUUGGGGAAAGAACUCGACUCGCCAAUGGAGCAAUGGAGAUACUUUGUCGAGCAGUGCAGGCAAAAGCUCCAUGUCAUCUUCUGCAUGAGUCCCGUGGGACAAGCAUUUAGGGAUCGAUUAAGGCAGUUUCCUUCGUUGGUGAACUGCUGCACUAUCGACUGGUUUCAGGAAUGGCCCGUGGAUGCUCUUGAGGCUGUAGCCUAUAAGUUUCUUAAGGACAUGCCGCUGGAGGAUAAAGCAAGGGCAAGCAUUGUAAAGAUUUGCAAGGCAUUCCAUGAGAAUGUGCGCGAGUACUCUCUUCAAUACAAGCUUAAGCAGGGCCGGCAUAACUAUGUGACUCCUACGUCCUACCUUGAACUUAUCUCGACAUUUCAGACGCUACUACAAACCAAACAAGAGGAAAAACUAAAACAGAAGAGAAGGUACGAAGUAGGACUCGAGAAGCUCCAAUCUAGUGCAGAGCAGGUCGCGGUCAUGCAACAAGAGCUUCAAGAUCUCAUGCCGAAGCUGAUAGUUACAGUAGAAGAAGUGGAAAAACUUAUGGCAAAAGUCGAGAGAGAAAAGAAAGAAGUGGUCGAACCAAAGAAGGCAAUCGUGAUGAAGGAUGAGGCAGAAGCCAGCAAGCAGGCAGCUGAAGCUAAAGGAAUUAAGGACGAGUGCGAGGCAGUGUUGGCCGUCGCAAUGCCUGUGCUGGAAGAAGCUUUAGCGGCACUGGACACGCUAUCAGCCAACGACAUCAAUUACGUGAAGAAGCUUUCAAAUCCGCCGGCUGCAGUGAAGCUGGUGAUGGAAGCUGUUUGUGUGAUUCUAGACGUCAAGCCUGCAAAGAUUCCGGACGGGAAGGGUGGGACGCUGAUGGAUUACUGGAAACCAUCAGUCGUUUUGCUGAACAACAAAGACUUUCUUCAAAAUCUGAAAGAUUAUGACAAAGACAAUAUCGAGGCCAAGAUUAUUGCAAAGAUCCGAAGUCAGUAUACGAGCAAUCCAGAGUUUACACCUGCUAAAGCUGCUAAUGCGUCAGCUGCCGCUGAGGGACUUUGCAAAUGGAUCAUUGCAAUGGACAAAUAUGAUACAGUGGCUAAGUUUGUGGCACCAAAGAAAGCAAAACUUAGAGAAGCGGAGGGUAAAUACGAAGUGGUGAUGGUGGGGUUAAGGGCUAAGCAAACAGAGCUUAAAGGUUUACUAGAUAAGUUGGGUCAACUCGAAGAAGAGCUUGAUGCGAACAUGCUGAAGAAAGAAAACCUUCAGCAUGAAGUGAAAAUGUGUACUGUCAAGCUAGAGAGAGCUGAACAGCUCAUCGGAGGACUUGGAGGGGAGAAAACACGGUGGAUUGCUGCGGCGAAGCAGCUAGGAAUCGAGUACGUGAAUCUCACAGGCGAUGUUCUAGUGGCUUCAGGGAUAAUUGCCUAUCUCGGUGCCUUCACUGCCGGGUACCGGAUUGAAAUUGUCGACCUGUGGACAAAGCUUGUUCGCAGUGAAAACAUUCCGCGUUCGACAUCCUUCUCCUUCUUUGAUAUACUGGGUAAUCCAGUGCAUGUUCGCGAAUGGAUGAUAGCAGGGCUGCCAAACGAUUCGUUUUCAAUAGAAAACGGCAUCAUAGUUGCGAAUUCUAGGCGGUGGCCGCUUAUGAUCGAUCCGCAGGGACAAGCCAACAAGUGGAUCAGAAAUAUGGAGAGGGAACGAAACCUGCAGAUAAUCAAGCUGCUUGGUGGUGGUGACUACAUGCGGAUCCUCGAAAAUGCCAUCCAGUUUGGAUUGCCAGUGCUCCUGGAAAACGUUGGCGAGGAGUUGGAUCCAUCCCUGGAACCUUUACUGCUGCGGCAGAUUUUCAAAUCAGGAGGCAUGAUGUGCAUAAAGCUGGGAGACACGGUCAUUGAGUACAACAACGACUUUAGAUUCUACAUAACUACAAAGUACCGCAACCCGCAUUACUUGCCCGAAACGGCUGUCAAAGUGACCCUCCUGAAUUUCAUGAUCACCAAAGAUGGUUUGUCAGACCAACUCCUAGGUGUGGUUGUCGCCAAAGAGAGGCCCGAUUUGGAGCAGCAAAAGAACGAGCUUGUGGUUCAGGGCGCGGAGAACAAGAGGAGGCUGAAAGAGCUAGAAGACAAGAUCUUGGAAGUGCUGUCUAGCAGUGAAGGCAACAUUCUGGAAGAUGAGACUGCUGUGAAGAUUAUCUCAGAGGCCAAAGUCGUCGGUAAUGAUAUCACCGUCAAACAGACCCUGGCUGAGCAAACGGAGAAAAAUAUUGACGAAGCUCGAAAGGGUUACCAGUCUUGUGGAGAGUAUGCUGCCAUACUGUUUUUCUGCAUCACGGACCUUGCAAACAUCGACCCCAUGUACCAGUACAGUCUACCAUGGUUUUCAUCGCUUUUCGUCAUAUCCAUCGCUUCAAGCGAGAAGAACCCGGACCUGAUUAAACGCUUGGAGAUUAUUCAAGACUUCUUUCUAUACGUGCUCUACAACAACGUGUGCAGAUCCCUGUUUGAGAAGGACAAGCUGUUAUUCUCGUGCCUUUUAGCUUCAAGGAUCCUUGAGAUGAAAGGUGAGAUUUCGGUCCCAGAGUGGAUGUUUUUCCUCACAGGAGGGGUGGCAUCGUCGCCCGAUCGUCCAAAUCCUGCUCCGGAAUGGUUGCUGGACAAAGCAUGGGGUGAACUUUGCAGGGUGUCCAAGUUUCCCGCAUUUGCCGACCUCAGUGACCAUGUGAUAGCCAACACGGCCGCGUGGAAGGCCAUGUUCUCAUCACCGGAGCCACACAUGGAGAGAAUUCCAGGAAAAUACAACGACGUCACCUCAUUCCAGAAGCUGCUCGUUCUUCGCUGCAUUCGACCAGACAAAGUUAUUCCGGGUAUACAACGCUUUGUGACUGAGAAGCUGGGGGAGGAAUUCGUCCAGCCGCCGCAGUUCAACCUUGCCUCCUGCUACAAGGACUCGAGUGCAACGUGCCCCCUCAUCUUCGUCUUGUCGCCGGGGAGUGAUCCCACCGCUGCUCUCCUCAAGUUUGCAGGCGACAUGGAAAUGGGAGACAGGCUUGCUCCCAUUUCUCUUGGGCAAGGCCAAGGACCAAAGGCCGCGACGAUGAUCACCGAUGCCAUGGCAACAGGUUCAUGGGUCCUCCUCCAGAACUGUCACCUUGCUCCGUCCUGGAUGCCCGAGCUCGAGAGGAUUUGCGAGAACGUUCCUGCUGAAGUUCAUCAGGACUUCCGGCUCUGGAUGACUUCCUAUCCAAGUCCCAAGUUCCCUAUAACAGUUUUGCAGAACGGGGUGAAGAUGACGAAUGAGCCCCCGAAAGGCCUCAGAGCCAACAUGCGAAGAUCAUACGGCCUGGAUCCAAUAUCAAACGAGGAGUUCUUUGAGAGCUCCAACCAACCCGAGGUUUUCAAAGGCCUCCUGUUCGGUCUCGCUUUCUUCCAUGCCGUUGUGCAAGAGAGGCGUAACUUUGGACCUUUGGGGUGGAACAUUCCAUACGGGUUUGAUGACGGAGAUCUGAGAAUAAGCGUUCGCCAGCUACAUAUGUUCAUCAAUGAGAGCACUCCUGGUCAACUUCCAUUGGAGGCACUGAGAUACGUGACUGGAGAAUGCAACUAUGGAGGACGAGUUACAGAUGACAAGGAUAGGCUGCUUCUAAACACCAUCCUCCGCACAGUUUACUGUCCUGAAAUGCCGCAGCCCGGGUACAAGCUCUCUGAGUCUGGCAUCUACCAGACACCUGAGCCUGGGAACUGGGAAUCCUACGCCAAAACCAUCGACACAUUCCCAAUUAUCCCGGGGCCCGAGGUCUUUGGCUUGCAUACCAAUGCCGACAUAACCAAGGACAUGAACGCCACGGCUUUAAUCCUCAGCUCCUUGCUCGCAACCUCGGCCGCUAUGGUGAGCGCAGGUGGCGGGGGCGGCGGGGGUGGCGGGGGUGGUGGCGAGGGGGGAGUAGCGGUGGUGGUGAGGGAGAUACUCAGGAUUCUUUCUCCCAACUUUGAUAUCGAGGCUUGCGAGAGGAAGUACCCGGUUCUUUACGAGGAAAGCAUGAACACGGUGCUGAGCCAGGAGAUGACUCGGUUUAACAAGCUCCUCGACAGGAUUCGGGGAUCGCUCAUCAACAUGGAGAAAGCGAUUCGCGGAGUUGUGGUUAUGUCUGCCGAGCUUGAAACGGCCUAUAAGAGCAUGAUGAUCAACCAGGUACCCGCGCUGUGGCAGAAGGUGUCGUACCCAUCCCUCAAGCCACUCUCUUCCUACAUCACCGAUCUCAUGGAGAGGCUGCACUACUUGCAAGACUGGUACGACCAUGGCGUCCCCGCAGUCCACUGGGUGAGCGGCUUCUUCUUCGCGCAGUCCUUCCUCACGGCGGCCAUGCAAAACUACGCCCGCAAGCAUCGCUACGCCAUCGACACCCUGGGCUUCGACUACUUCGUGGUGGAUGGCGAGCCAACGCAGGCACCGCGGGAGGGAGUGUACAUCAAGGGCCUCUACCUCGAGGGCUGCGCCUGGGAUCCCGUCAACAAGUGCCUGUGUGAGUCGCAGCCCAAGGUGAUCUUCGUGCCCGCGCCAAUCAUCUGGCUCAAGCCCGUGCUCCAGUCGGACAUGCGGGACUUCAAUCACUACAACUGUCCGGUGUACCGGACAAUGGAGAGGCGAGGUGUUCUUGCCACGACUGGCCACUCCACCAACUUCUUGAUGUAUCUCAAGAUGCCCAGCAAGGAGCCGGCCGAUCAUUGGAUACGUCGAGGAGUCGCCAUGCUCUGCUCGCUUUCAGACUAAAACCCAGAC
Messenger RNA from Selaginella moellendorffii, 12144 nucleotides. Its product is annotated as dynein heavy chain 7, axonemal. The coding region runs from base 43 to 12135 and encodes 4030 amino acids. The record is from RefSeq and is a predicted model, not a curated record. NCBI's taxonomy places the organism in Eukaryota, Viridiplantae, Streptophyta, Lycopodiopsida, Selaginellales, Selaginellaceae. Gene Ontology annotation, biological process: microtubule-based movement. Gene Ontology annotation, molecular function: dynein light intermediate chain binding; ATP binding; minus-end-directed microtubule motor activity. Gene Ontology annotation, cellular component: dynein complex. The transcript is spliced from 41 exons.